UCAUAAACAAUCUGCACUCAUUCAGGCUGUAAGAUGCUCUCAGUGUGUGAUCAAGAGUUAAGACUGGUUUCUCUAACUUUGACUUUAAGUCUGCCAGUCUAAGCUCUUGUGCUCCUCACUAUGGAUUUGGAUUCCAGCUUGGAUUCUUUCCUCUUUGAACUGAUAUUGUUAUGACCCCUGCUUUGUUAAUAAGGACCUGGAUUUGGAUGUCGAUUCUCCCCUCAGGCCUAAAGUUCCACCUCGGCUUGUCACUAGUCUCCUGCCCUGACAUCAGCUUUAUGCUCACUGGAUUCACCUCUGUCCUGUUUCCUCUCAUUUGACUGCUGUACUCAGAUCACUCAAGAUGUUUCCAUGUGAAAGCCCCCCUGAAAUACCAAAGCUCCGCCAGCAGGCUGCCUGCUCCCCACACCAACUCACCCACUGUGCCUUGGGCUUGAAGUGUUGCCACGACAACCGCUGAGAUUGCCACCCAUCUUGUUGAGCAUGCAGGCCUCACUGGGGCUCCUUCCUGAAACUUGUUUUUCUCUUUCAGCGCCUGACGGCCUCUAUCUUUGUAUCUCCUCAAUGCUCCUCUAAUGUGGACAUCAAAAAGCAUGACACAGUGUCACAGGUGUGGAAUGCCCCAGGGGGGCUCACAUGGGGAGGACGAGCCAGAGAGCAGCAGGGCUCGCCCCUUCUGAACUGGAAAAGUCCCUCUCGGACUGAAAAAGAGCUUGAAACCAAAGGACGCCUGGCAGAGGACUGAGGGAUGGACAGCAGGGACAACAUCAUGUUAGCCAGUUGAAGGGAUCCUACAUGGCCUCCCGUGAGACAGACUCGGCUUCCAAUGGCUCAAGCGUGGAAGGUAAAGGUGGAGAUGAAAAUUGGGAGGACAAUGAGCACUCUAGAAUGGAGACUCUGUGUGUGAAAACACUGAGAUCUAGACAGAAGAAUGCAUCUGGAGAGGGAAGCUCCAACAACAUGGAACAGCUGGUGAGACCUCCUUUACCUGGAAGGAAAGCACACAGAAAGACCUGCCCUGAGGACAUCCAAGGAAGAUGGAGGGAAGGAGGUCCAGACAGGGAGGAGGGCAAACAAGGAUCUCCACUUUUAGGAGGAAGAAAAGUAGAAAAGCAAAGGAAAUUUGAAAGAGCGGACACACAUGAAGAAACAGCCCAGGAGAGACAUCCAAGAGAAAGCAUUAAAAGUCUGACUGGCAUUUUGGAAGCUGGAGCAAACCACUCACACAGGGGACCCUCGAGUCCUGAACCUCCAGGCCUUGGCUCAACCCAGACUCUCCCUGCCAGUUUAAACCCUCAGUUCAGUCAGGCUGCCGUCCAGAGCAAAUUCACACCUCUGUCAUCGCUCAGACGUUCUCCAGCAGACGUGCUCAGCGACACACGCACUCCUUCAAGAAAUCCAGAUGCAUUGUGGGUGGAGGUGAGAACAUGUGAACAACCCAUUCAAGGCGGUCAAACACACAUCCCACCUCUCACCCUCUCGGAGCCAGAGGAAGAAGAAGAGGAAGAAGACCUGGAUGAGGAGACGGCAGAAGAGGAAGAAGGCAGAAGACUGACAGAAGUCAUGGCCCAAGCCUCGACCUCGGCUAGGGUGAAGCCAUGCGGCCUCGCUGGAGAGAGGAGGAUGAGUAAAAGAGAGAAGAACAGGAUGAAGAGUCUGAGAAGAAGGCAGAGGAGAAGAGAGAAGUGGAGACAGCAGGAAAACAAACAGAGUUUAACUGGUAUUCAAUCCAGCAGCAGCAGCAGUGAGGAUGAAGAGUCUCUGAGCAUGAAGAAGAGAGAAGGCUUUAUCUGCGCCGUCUGCUUGGACGUAUACUUCAGUCCAUACAUCUGCCAUCCUUGCAAUCACAUCUUCUGUGAACCGUGUCUGAGGACGCUGGCGAAGAACAGCCCCACCAACACGCCCUGCCCGCUGUGCAGAACGGUCAUCACCCACGUCUUCUUCCAGAAAGAACUAAACCAGGCAGCACGGACGUUCUUCCCAAAGGAAUACUUAACCCGGAAACAGAACUUUCAGAAAGCAAGCUGUGCAAAGUGGCCUCUCCCAAGCUGUAGGAAAAUCUUCCGCAUUUUUGGAGCAGGCUUCCAGAGACAGUCCAGUCCAAUUCCGAGACGCCAGUUUCCCCACGGAGGAGGCUACCGCCUGAACAGCAUGGACUUUGAGGACGAAUCUCGAGGCUGGAGAUUUGACAUGGACAUGGGUGUUGAAAAACAAGUCAGCAGGCACCAAGAGGAAAUAAACAUGGACUCAGCUUUGGGAAGUGAACAGGAAAAAGAUGACGAAAUCAGCACAUUUCAUCAUUUUACUCUAAUUUUUUAUGUAUUUCUAUAAAGUAUAUGUGCAGAGCUUCAUGAAUACUUCAAUCUGUUACAGCUUUUUAAGGAUAAAAAAAUGAAUGAUGUAAAAACUCUUUGUGUGUGUGUGGGGGGGGGGGUGCAUGGGUUAAUAACUUUUAACGUCCACCAAUUUUUUUUUAAAAUAACAUUACACUCAUAUUUUGAGAUUUUAGAAAGAUCCAAGUUUUGAGUUGUUAUCUCUACUAGUAAAAGAAAAGAGAAAAGGAUGUUAAACAGCUCUUAGCCAAACCUGAAAAAGACAAUUUCACAAGUAUUAGUUUUUGUGUCAUUUCUAUUGAAGGUUCUUUGUUGCUUGUUUUGACAAAUUGUAUUGAUGUUUUGACUCAGCCAUCAGGAAUGGAAACGCUUCUAAGAAAACUGCCAGGACUAAAAUAAUAUAUAUUUAGGAUGCAAUAAACUAUAAAAAAAA
Messenger RNA from Oryzias melastigma (Indian medaka), 2766 nucleotides. RefSeq lists its product as uncharacterized. The transcript is spliced from 8 exons. The record is from RefSeq and is a predicted model, not a curated record. Gene Ontology annotation, biological process: serotonin metabolic process; positive regulation of proteasomal ubiquitin-dependent protein catabolic process; norepinephrine metabolic process. Lineage: Eukaryota; Metazoa; Chordata; Actinopteri; Beloniformes; Adrianichthyidae. Gene Ontology annotation, molecular function: ubiquitin conjugating enzyme binding; ubiquitin protein ligase activity. Gene Ontology annotation, cellular component: endoplasmic reticulum membrane. Bases 796 to 2331 code for a protein of 511 amino acids.